Molecule: messenger RNA, 1446 nt
Organism: Ambispora gerdemannii
Lineage: Eukaryota; Fungi; Glomeromycota; Glomeromycetes; Archaeosporales; Ambisporaceae
Source: the annotation of a GenBank genome assembly
AUGGCAAGUCCUUAUCAAACAGUACUCCGUCAACCGAUUGUCCCGACAAAUGUCUUAUUCUGGAUUCUUUCUAUAGCGAAACAGGUGUUUCUUGGGAACAAUGCCGGAGAUAAUCGUGAUAAUGAUGGAAAAGAUCAUGGCUAUGAGUCUUUAGAAAGCCAAGACCGUGAAAUAGUUUGCAGUAUUUUUGCCUCGAUACUUAAGUUGCUAAAAACCGUCGGUUAUGAAGACCUAAAGAUUCGUCGAAUCUUGCAGGACCUGAUUUCUAUUAUUAACUGUAACUCUACAUUUGAUUCUUCGUCUUUGCUGGCAAUAGUAUCAAGUGAUCAUGAUGAACUACGUAAACAUUUAAUGCAAAGGUCAACUCGAUUGGAACAGACUUUGAUAUUUGCUUCACGAUUUCCAACUGAAAUCGGGAUGAUUAAAAAAAUUUUAUUGGAUGAGUUUUCGAUACGUAAUGAUUUUGGUCUUUUACGACCGCUUAGCGUAAUUUUGGAUUUAUACAAAAGCACAUCACCUCAUGAGAUCAUGCCUCUGAUUAGGCACUUGAGUAUUUCUAUUGAUGAGGAGGAAGAAUUUGAGAGGCAGUGCGUUUCGCUUCCACCUCUUCUCCAACAAUUAAUGCACAACGAAAUAACAGAAACAUGGAUCGAUUGUUUUGAAAUCUCGAAAUUGCAAAUCGUGAACAAGUUACGGUGCGAUAAGGGUGGUAGUAGUGGCAAGGAAACAGAAAAAGAAAUCGAAAACGAAAUCGUAUCUUUAUCAGACAUGAAUUCGUUCGAGUCAUUUGGAGAUUUGCAAAAAAACAUUAGAUCGUUAUUGCUUGAAACAAAAGAAUACGAACAACUCAUUCUUAUUGUAACGACGAUUGCUGAAUUAGCGACCAAUGCACCAUACAAAUUUCUGCCCAGAAUACUAUUUUCUCUUCGAUUGUUCCAACAAUUAUUGGAGUCUAUUUUUAGGAAUGAAAAUAUAUCUAAUGAUCAGCGAUCAAACGUUUCAUCCAUUUAUCAAAUUUCAUUAAGCAUCUGGUUAUCCUGUUUUGCUCAAACCACAACCACCUCUACUACUAAUCAUAUUACAUCAACCGAACCUCAAGAACCCUCUAUAGACAUAGCACUGCUUUUCCUCUUAGCUUUUGACGUUUCCUCUCAAUAUGAAAUGAUGGUGAUUACGACAUCAAACAAGAACUCAAAAAAACGAAGACCAAGAAAGAUAUUCGCUCCAUUUCUUGCAAAACUUUUAAAAUAUUUUUGUAAAGUUGUUAAAUACAACACACUAACAAAAGACGAAAUCAUUAUUGAGAAGCUUAUUGAAGUGAUAAUUGAUCGAUUAAUGUUGAAGAUUCCUUUGGAAAUCAUACAGGAUGAAGUUGAAGAUUUGGAGCAAAUUCCGGGAUGGAGUAAGUUAGUUGAUGGGUCAUUUAUUGAAUUUUUGAGAACUUGA